AUGGAGGAUCAACCAGAUGAUGAUUCAGUCACAAUUGUAUCUAUGCCUGGUACUGCCGCUAGUGUUAGUGAUCUGGCUAAUCAUGAUGACCUCGAAAGUGAGAGCUUUUUUACCGCAACGGCCUCCGAAAAUUAUGCGAGAUCAGAUGAGAUUAGCAAUUUACGUCAAGAAAUAGACGAGCUAAAAGGGACAAUUGAAAAUCUUCAAACUCAUAUUGGAACUCUAUUUCAAAAAUACAACCUACUUGAUAAUGAAGUUUCAAAAAUAAAGAAUGAUCAACCUAAGGCCAGUGACAAUGAAAUGAACGCAUUGCUAAUGCUGAAGGCAUUUCAAAAUGGAUCAAAAACAUACGACCUUCCGCUCAUAAGAAAAGAGAAUGUGACAGUGAUGCUUGAAAAUUGGUCGUUCGAAUACAAAAUGUUGGACCAAGAUCAAACAAUGCCCCAACCUGCUCAAGUUUCUAUCAAAUUCGGAGGAAAUUUCAAGAAAGCCUCAUUCAUACUGAAGGGGAAAAGCAAGAAAGGAAAAUUGCUAGAGUCGGCCUCUCUACAAGAAUUUGAUCCACUGUCUACUGCUAUCGUAACUUUUGGAAAGAAGUUUCCACAAAAGAAAGUAGAGCUGUCUGUUACGCUUCAAUAUUGA
Messenger RNA from Oikopleura dioica, 642 nucleotides. NCBI's taxonomy places the organism in Eukaryota, Metazoa, Chordata, Appendicularia, Copelata, Oikopleuridae. The record is from the annotation of a GenBank genome assembly.